AUGGUGGCAAACACUUUCUGGUUUAGUGACACGACCAAUCUGUACAUCUCGCGUCUGGUCCAUGCUGGUCACCGCGUGACCUUGGCAUGUCGGCACUUCCAUGUGGUUGACAAAAUCGGCAGCACCCAUGGAAAUGUCGGAGGUCCCUUUGACCAAUAUGAACCCAUGCAACACUGGACUGGUCGAAGUCUUCCACUCAACGUCACAGGUAUCUUGGGGCCUUUGCCCAUCAAAGGGGCCAAGGUGGGAAGUCCCUCUUGGCUUGCUGGAAAGAUCACGUCAUAUGUGGCGAACUUGGUGGGUCUCAACGAGGUCGUGGACCUUCGAAAGUUCGAUACGAAAUUUCAGCACAAAGCCGGUGGACUUGUGACAGAUGGCAAGAUGGAUGUUCCUGGGGGUUUGGGCUAUUUAGUGAAGCAGUGGCCAGUGGACGAGUAUGUUCGCUUCUACAAGCAAGAAAAACAUCAGAAGCAGAUGCUGGAGGAGCGAGUUCUAUUGAACGACAUCUAUUUCUUCAUACAGCAGGGACUGGUGAAACUGUAUCAUCGUGAUGAAGUCCAACAUGUUUCUGGAAAGAAGUAUCGUCUGGGGGAGAAAGGCGACGAGGUGGAAUUUGACGAGGUGUUGACUUGCCAGGAGGCCAAACACAACACGCUGCAGAUGCAGAACUGCCCAAGUUACUGCUACACAGAUCACAUCUUUGGCAUUUGGAAGCAGAGCCAGCCGAAUCUCUAUUUCCUAGGAACCACUCGGCCAUACACCGGCGCAUUCGGAUGUAUUGCAGAAGUGAAUGCCAUGUUCUGCCAUAGGAUGCUCACUGAUGCAAAGUUUCAGCAAGAGGUCUCUGAUCAGUUUCCUGCUUACAUGCACCGGCAAAGAGUCACACACUAUGUUCAAGCCUCUGAACCAGACAAGCUACACGUUCAUUGGGCUGGCAUGCACAUCCUGCGUGUGUCGCAGGUCUUAGGAUGCGAGCUGACCCAAAAAGAGGCCACACGACAGGGACUGGAGAAGGAAUGGAUGACAGGCCCCAUCAAUGCACUUCGAUGUCGCAUCACGGGUCCCUAUGCCUCAGCUGAUGCUGCUGAAAGAUACAGGAAAUCCUGUGAAAAGCUCGGGACCAACUACAUGUACCUCAAUAUGAUCUAUCGAAUUUGGGGGGAUCGUUUGGUGGUGGCCAGCUGGCUCUUGACUCUUCUGCUCCAUGGUGGGAUGACAUGGCAGGGCAUGGGCCCAGUGGAACAAGCGGUGACCCUUGGGGCCAGCUAUUUCUUGGCCACCACAUCAACAGCCAUGAGCCAAAUUCGUGGUUACAUGCUGAUGUUGGCCUUUGACAGCCUCUAUCAUUCGCGUGCGUGGGUGAUGCUGUUGCUCAACGUUGUUCAACUUCUCUUCAGCAUAUUCUGCCUUGUGCAGGGAACGGCGUUUGGAGUGCCAUUGCUGGUCCGUUUGGGCGUUGUCACUGAUGGAGUGUUCUUUGUCCUGGGCUACUUGAGCUUUCCGCGAGCCUUUUUCGGAGACAUGCGCGCAAGGUCGCCUCACAAGCAGUGGCUGUUUGACACCUACUUGAAGCGGCCAAAGACCCAAUGA
This is a messenger RNA of Cladocopium goreaui, 1590 nucleotides long. The record is from the annotation of a GenBank genome assembly. NCBI's taxonomy places the organism in Eukaryota, Dinophyceae, Suessiales, Symbiodiniaceae.